AUGAAAUUUAAAAUAUUAAUAAAAUCAAUAUUUAUAAUAUUGAUAAUAAUAAAUAUAACAAAAUCUAAAUUUACAGAAGAAAAUCAAUUUCAACAGCAACAACAGCAACAACAGCAACAAAAAAUUCAAUAUAUAAAUAGUUAUCAAUCAAUUCAUGAUUAUAAUUAUGAAAAUGUUAUUGGUAUUACAAAUAAUUCAAAAACAUCGUCAUCAUCAUCAUCAUCAGCAAAUAAUGAACCAUUAUCAGAUUGUGAUAAUAAAUGUCAAAUUGGACAAGUUUGUAGAAAUCAUACAUGUACAACAUGUUUAACCGAUUCAGAAUGUCAAGUUUUAAAUGAUCAAUGGAUUUGUCAAAUUGGUACAUGUACACAUAAAUCCUUAUUUCACAAUGAAAUUAGUUCAUUGGAUAUAGUUGGUUUCAUUCUAUUGUUUAUUGGUUGCGCAUUAUCAUCUGGUGGUGGUGUUGGUGGUGGUGGUAUUUAUAUACCAAUAUUAAUUCUCGUAUCGAAAUGGGAUCCAAAAACUGCGAUUCCUUUAUCCAAUUGUUUGGUUGCCGGUUGUGCAUUAGCAAAUUUCAUUCAAAAUUUCCCAAGAAGACAUCCAUUCUCAAAUAAACAUUUAAUAGAUUAUUCAGUUGCCUUAUUAAUUGAACCAUUAACUUUGGCCGGUACAAUUUUCGGUGUUUAUUUACAUACUUAUUUCCCACCAUUGGUUAUCUUAUUGCUCUUGGUAAUCACUUUAGGUUUCACAUCUUAUAAAACAAUUUCAAAAGGUAUUGAUAUUUGGAAAUCUGAAAAAAAAAAAAAAAAUUCUUUAUUAAGUAAUACUGAUGAUAAUAAUAAUAAUAAUAAUAAUAAUAAUAAUAAUAAUAAUAAAAAUAAUAAUAAUGAUAAUGAAAAUAAUAAUAAUAAUAAUAGUACUGGUGGUAAUUCAAAUAAUAAAAAUAUAAAUGAAACUACAAAUAUUGAAAAUAUUAAAUAUAAUCUUAUUUUAGCAUUUUCAACAAUGUUUUCAAUUUUUAAGGGUGGUGAUCAAAUGUAUAGUAUAGUUGGAGUUAAAUUAUGUUCACCAGUUUAUUGGAUUUUAUCAUUUGUUAUGGUACCAGUCAUUAUCAUUGCUUGGGGUAUAACAGCAAAGUUUUUAAUGAGAGAAUAUGAAAAAAAGAAAGAAGAAGGCAGAGAAAUCGAAGGUGAAAUUAAAUAUACAUAUAAAAAUAUUUUACUUUUAGGUAUCUUAUCAGUAAUUGCAGGUUGUUUAGCUUCAUUAUUAGGUAUUGGUGGUGGUAUGAUUAAAGGUCCAGUUUUACUUCAAAUGGGUUUAGUUCCUGAUGUUACUGCUGCAACUUCAAGUUAUAUGAUUUUAUUUACAUCAGCAUCAUCAGCAAUUCAAUAUAUUUUAGUUGGUAAAUUAAGAUGGGAUUAUGGAAUUGUUUAUUAUGUAAUUGGUUUUGUUUCAUGCUUUAUUGGAACUCAAACUUUAAUUUGGAUUGUAAAGAAAUAUCAAAGAAGAUCAUAUAUUGUAUUUUUAAUUGGUUUCGUUAUUACAUUCAGUACAAUCUUAUUGGUUAUUACUGAAAGUAUUGAUUUCGUCAAAUAUAGAAACCUUACUUUUGAUUCAAUUUGUUUGCCAGCAAAUCAACCUCAAUCUUAA
Dictyostelium discoideum AX4 is the source of this 1650-nucleotide messenger RNA. RefSeq lists its product as hypothetical. The transcript is spliced from 3 exons. Bases 1 to 1650 code for a protein of 549 amino acids. NCBI's taxonomy places the organism in Eukaryota, Evosea, Eumycetozoa, Dictyosteliales, Dictyosteliaceae. Gene Ontology annotation, cellular component: membrane. The record is from RefSeq and is a predicted model, not a curated record.